UUAGGAGGUUGUUGUGGAUCCACAAAACGUGUCACAAUAGUUGGAGGAUGGUCUUGGGCAUGGUGGCUGGUUACCGACGUUCAAAGACUUUCUUUGGAAGUGAUGACACUAAAUCCUCAAUGUGAGAGCGUGGAAACAGCUCAAGGAGUUCCCCUCAGUGUUACAGGCGUUGCCCAGUGUAAAAUAAUGAAAGCUGAUGAAUUACUCCAUACGGCCAGUGAACAGUUUUUGGGGAAAACUGUGAAGGAAAUCAAAGCUACGAUUUUGCAGACGUUAGAAGGCCAUUUAAGAGCGAUUUUAGGAACUCUUACAGUAGAAGAAGUAUAUCGAGACAGGGACCAAUUCGCAGCCUUAGUGCGAGAAGUAGCAGCCCCGGAUGUGGGUCGAAUGGGCAUCGAAAUUUUAUCGUUCACCAUCAAGGACGUUUAUGACGACGUCCAAUAUCUAACAUCGUUGGGGAAGGCCCAAACUGCCAUGGUCAAAAGGGACGCCGACGCCGGUGUUGCGGAAGCCAAUAGAGACGCCGGUAUCAGAGAAGCAGAAUGCCAAAAAUCAGCAAUGGAUAUCAAGUAUUCAACAGACACAAAAAUUGAAGAUAACUCAAGAAUGUACAAACUCCAAAAAGCCAAUUUUGACCAAGAAAUCAACACGGCAAAAGCACAAGCUCAGCUGGCCUACGAGCUGCAAGCCGCCAAGAUUCGACAAAAAAUCCGAAACGAAGAAAUCCAAAUCGAAGUUGUAGAACGAAAAAAACAAAUUGAAAUCGAAACACAGGAGGUACAAAGAAAAGAAAGGGAAUUGAAUGCCACUGUUAAAUUGCCCGCAGAAGCCGAGAGCUACAAGAUGCAAAUGUUGGCUGAAGGAAAGGGUACUCAAACAGUCCAAAAAGCUCAAGCUGACAGCGAGAAAGUUAAGAUGAUUGGUACAGCCCAAGCUUCAGCAAUUGCAAGCAUUGGCAAAGCUGAUGCGGAAAGAAUGCGAAUGAAGGCUGCUGUUUAUAAACAGUAUGGGGAUGCCGCCAUAAUGAGUAUGGUAUUGGAUGCCUUACCUAAGAUUGCUGCCGAAGUAGCGGCCCCAUUAGCAAAAACCGAAGAAAUAGUCCUCAUUGGAGGACAAGACAAUACGACUGGUGAAAUCGCCCGAUUGGUAAGCCAAAUACCUCCAACUGUUAAUGCCCUCACCGGUAUCGACUUAUCGAAAGUAUUAGGCAAAAUACCUGGAGCAACUCAAAACACCGUUGCCCCAGUAAAAUGAGAUUGUAUGUAAGUUUGGAAUAAUACUAGGAAUGUUUGUGUGUGUGUAUACGAGUCUGUUUAACACAAUUGCAAAUAUUCGUAGUAUGAACGGUGUUGCGUUAUGGUUGUUUCAUCCAUUAAAACAUGUUAGAUGCAAAUGAUUUUCUUCAAACAAGAAAGGUAAACUUUUAGAUUAUUUUUUUUCUAACGUGGAUUCUUAAUACGUGAAACAACCACAGCCGGUAAUGUACAAUGAUUUCAGUGAUUACCACGAUGUGACUUCAAAACCAGUGAAAACCUGGAAUAUUUUUGUUAAAAUGUCCGGAACUGUUUUCAAACUCCGCUUAGUAGCUUUGUGCAGUCGCCAUAUAAUUUAAUGCAAUGCAUCACAAAUGAAUUUUAUAAAAUAACAUCAGCACGAAGUAACGUAAAAAUCUAUACAGUAUCUGCAUUUAAACACCAAAAACGCCUGAAAACACUGCAGAUCUUUGUUGAUUCUCGAAUGGUGUUCAUUGUAAAAUUGAUUUUAAACUUAUUUAGAGUUUCUGCCUAGAUGUGUAUCUAUUCUAGCAGCUUAAAAAGUAGCAAUUUAUAUUUUUCUACUCCCUAAAUCCCAGUUAUUUUUCUCGAAUGUGUAAUUCAGUUACACUAUUAGCAUUUGUGUGUUACCUCCUUACUUGCGUGUAUUAAAUAAGGAAUGAGAAGUUAUGAUGCAUUCCAACAUGAUAUUAAUUAAAAUAGUAUCAUAGAUAUCUUUUUGUGUAUGUUUAUCUUAAAUUGUAUUUGUAUUUGAAUACUGUGGAUAUUAUUUCUAUGAAGUCAAAGUGGAUUAGAGUAGUGAAUCUUUAUUAUUGUUGUUUCAAAGGACGGUUUACGUAAUCAUAAUAGCGUCAACAGUUACAAAAUAUAAAAUCGACCAAUCUUUCAAA
Molecule: messenger RNA, 2164 nt
Organism: Dendroctonus ponderosae (mountain pine beetle)
Lineage: Eukaryota; Metazoa; Arthropoda; Insecta; Coleoptera; Curculionidae
Product: flotillin-2
Exons: 6
Biological process (GO): regulation of myoblast differentiation; protein localization to plasma membrane
Cellular component (GO): plasma membrane
Source: RefSeq, a predicted model, not a curated record